AUGGUCAGAUUGACUGGUUUGUCACUUGAUCCCGAGUUCCCCCCACACCAUCACAACGCUGCCUCUCCACAACCUGGGUCCAAGAACGCCGCCGGCGCUACCACUUCCAUUGAGGCACCUGCCGCGGACGCAGCACCGAACUCUGCCGAGGACGGGGAGUACCACGCUGACGAGACUGCUGAAACCGACGGUAACGCUCCUUUGACCCUCAGGGCUGUUGUGAGCACUCGCGAAGCGGGUGUUAUAAUAGGAAAGGGCGGAAAGAACGUUGCGGAAAUCCGUGACGUUGCCGGUGUCAAGGCAGGAGUAAGCAAAGUGAUCCAUGGUGUGCAUGAGCGCAUUUUGACUGUAUCCGGAACGGUCGAGUCUCUCGCCAAGGGGUUCUAUCUUGUAGCCAAACAUCUCAUUGAAAACCCUAUUGAGAACUCUCGACAACGCGAACCGGUGCAAUCCGACACUGCGAACAUUCACUUGUUGGUUUCCCACCAGCUGAUGGGCUCCAUCAUUGGCAAAGGAGGGUCCCGCAUUCGCGACAUCCAGGAACAAUCUGGCGCCAAGAUUACAGUCUCCAAGGACAUGCUCCCCCAGUCAACUGAACGAGUUAUUGAUAUUUACGGCAACGCCGACGCCAUUCAAACCGCUGUUGAGCAGAUCUCAGAAUGCAUCUUGAACGAUAUUGCAAGGGCCGCUGGCACCAUUUACUACUACCCUGAGAACCGACAUGCGCGCCAGUACCAGCGUGGAUACAACGACCAGUAUGCCAAUGACAACGGCUUGCGGUCGGGCGAACGCCGAGGCCGCCGAGGCAGCUACGGCGAGGGAACGCACAACGGACCGCGAGGUCGCCACGGACAACGGGGACCGGCUUCCGGUGGACCGCAGAACGACAUUCCUAGCGGUAGCAACGGCCUCCACGUCAUCUCCAACGACACCACCGGCCCUGACCAGCAUGUUCAAACCAUUGCGGUCCCGAACGAUGUGGUGGGCGCCAUCAUCGGUCGCAGCGGCUCCUUCAUCAAUCAGAUUCGCAAGUCCUCCAAUGCCAGACUCCGCAUCAACGAGCAGCAGGAAGGUCAAACCACGCGUACCGUCACCAUCACAGGAUCGGCGGAGGGAACCAAGAUUGCGUUGGAGAUGAUCUACAACCAGCUUGAAGCCGAGAAGCAGAGGCGAUUGGCUAAGAGCGAGCAGCCUGCCGAAGAAGGCCAGCAAGGCGAAUAUUGA
Messenger RNA from Fimicolochytrium jonesii, 1224 nucleotides. RefSeq lists its product as uncharacterized. The record is from RefSeq and is a predicted model, not a curated record. Gene Ontology annotation, molecular function: mRNA binding. The coding region runs from base 1 to 1224 and encodes 407 amino acids. The transcript is spliced from 3 exons. Gene Ontology annotation, cellular component: nucleus; cytoplasm. Lineage: Eukaryota; Fungi; Chytridiomycota; Chytridiomycetes; Spizellomycetales; Powellomycetaceae. Gene Ontology annotation, biological process: regulation of gene expression.